Plasmodium knowlesi strain H is the source of this 2859-nucleotide messenger RNA. Its product is annotated as conserved Plasmodium protein, unknown function. NCBI's taxonomy places the organism in Eukaryota, Apicomplexa, Aconoidasida, Haemosporida, Plasmodiidae. The record is from RefSeq and is a predicted model, not a curated record. The transcript has a single exon. Bases 1 to 2859 code for a protein of 952 amino acids.
AUGAAACUAAAAAGACAGGUGAUAUUUUCCAAGGAAAGGAAAUUCUCACAGGGGGGUUGUUGCCGCUUCAUCCUCACCAAUAGAGAGUUACAAAGUAAGCUGAAGAAUAACAAUCACCUCGUUAGGUUAGUAAAAAAUGUAAUUCCAAGUGAGCAAAGCGAAAAAGGCAUGAACCACGAGGAUGAGGGAAAGAUAAUCCAUUUGGGAUUUUCCUACCUUUACAAAAAUGUAACCGUUAACAAUGUGAGGGUAAGGAAAGCUAUGUGGUAUGAAGCGCAUGGUAAAUAUAAUGAUAAUUUGCUCUCCAAUUUGAGCAACGAAAAUUCCGUCGAUUUAUACCAUGAAGUUUCCUUUAGCCACCAUGACAAUUCUAGAAAAAGAAACAAAUAUGAAAGCAGAGGUAAUAUAAAGGAGGUCUAUUCCUAUGUGAUAAAUUCUAUAAACAAGUUGACCCCGCAACAAGUCCUCCUAAUUCUACACAGUUUCAUCAUACACGGAGUCCAGGUAGAUCAUUUAAUAAAAAUAAACGAACAUGUGAUAAAUAACAUUUAUAAUUUCAAGACGAGUGAGCUGAUUUUAAUUCACCUAUUUUAUAUCUACUUUGAGGGAAUUAACAAAAACGGGGUAGCUGUCGAAGCGCCCCUGGUGGCAGGGCAUCGAAGAGACUCUUCCACAUACCCUGAUCCUGGCACGUAUUGCGAUGGUGCGACUUGGGUUGAACCCCCUUUUGGAAAAGACGAAAAUUAUUACCACCAAGAUGGUGCUGAUAGUGAGUGUUCCUCCUCCCUCUACAUGAGCAGCCAGGUGGACCAUAAAAUUCGCCCCUUGGCAAAAGAACUUAUAAGAUACACCUCCCAUUUGUUCUACAAGAGAAGAGAACAUUUGCUCGUAAACCAGAUUGAGGAAAUAUUAUUCAUAUGGAGCAAGUACAAUUUGUACCACAAGGAAUUAUUUGAUCACUGCGUUAGAGUGGUCGAAAAGUACAUGCAUUCCUUAAACGUGAAUAACAUGGAGAUGGUUCUAAAGGGGGAGUCUCAUCCUCUUGUUAAAAUUAGGAAGGAGUCAGUUCAUAACUUGAACAAUUUUGAUCUCAUCAUCAAAUGUUUUUAUCAUCUUUCUGGGAUUAGGGAAGUAGUUUUGUUGAAAGAGACCCGCUUCAAGUACUUCUCCCAGUUUGCACUUUUCCUACGGAAUAAUUCUGCCAUACUGACCCACCUACCCCUUUGCAAGUUGUUCAUGCUUUUGAAAGUGAGUGAACACACCGAUGCAAAUUGCCAAGUGGAAAAGGGAAACCAUCUAAAAUGGCACCUUUUAAGCCUUAUCGAGGAUAGGUUAAAGCGAACGAACCAGGAUUACCACUACAAAAGGAAAACCUACCCAGAGGAAGAGUCAAAAAAUUUAUCAAAAUAUGUACAGGUGUUAGACGUCGUGGGUACAUACUAUUUGGAUGUGUAUAAUUCCUAUAACGACAACACUGGAGUGAAGCAACCACCUACCUCUCGAGUUGCCAAUCAACUUUACGAGAAAGCUCAAAAUGUAGGUAAGAGGAACGGGGAGGCACCCGCAGAUGCAUCAUUCACAAAUGUAAACAACACAAGUAAGGCGGUCGCUGAACGAAAUAAUUGCGCACAUGACGUUGGAAGGGGCAAAACAGGUGUGUUAAAUUGCCCCCCAAAAUUAACAUUCCUGAGAAAUAUUAAUGAGUACAUUACGGUGGAAAGUGAAUCCUGUAAAAAGUACCUCCCUAUCCUUCUUUCCAUUUUGAAAGAACAAAAACAAUUCCAACACAUGCUCCUUUACUUUAUUAAUCUUUUCGAUAAAAGAAGCAACGCAAAUGUUUUGAUUCCUUACAUCAAAUUAACAUGUGAAUAUGUUAACAAUAUCUACGUGCUCUCUUACAUGGGGUACCUUUAUAAAUGCGCCAUCACGAGGAAAGAUUUUUCCAACGGGUCGAAUUUUAAUUCAGAGAAAGUCGUGGUAUUAAUGUCAACUUUGCACACACUUAUACGUAGGGAUCAUAAUGUUUUGGAAUCGGAUAAAUGUAGUGACAAUCCCCCCCUUAAUGUAUUACCAAGUGGAAUAACAUUUCAUCAAAAUAACGAACGAUUUUUGAUCUCCCUGCGGCAAAUUAAUCCAAAUGUGUAUGAACAUGUUCAGGCAAAUUUACUCAACUUAAAUUUAAAGGAAAUAAAAAAAUUGGAUGAGUUUCUUUUCCAUUAUGUAUACAAAUAUAUGGUGAAUGAUACUUUCGAAUAUUUGGAAAAUAUAGUACCUUAUAUGAAUAACGAACCGUUAGUCAAUCAUCUUCUUUGGCUCUUUGUACAGAUAAAUAAUUACUACAGUGUGCAUUCCAACGGAGGAGGAGGAGCUCCAAGGGAAGACAAAAUUGCUACUUUAUUUUUCCAAAAAAUAUGCAUUUUGAAUUUUUUAAAAACAUACCAAGAUAAAAGUGAUAAUUGUUAUGAAACAGUGAAGAAUAUUUUAACCUACGUUCGUCUAGAAAAGGAUGCUGAGAAGGCCCUUUCAAAUUAUGUUUUAAAUUUAUAUUUUAAAAAGUACACUGGUCCACUUGGUAAUGAAGACAUGUUUGUAUAUAUUACGGACAUGCUCCAAAAAUUGUCCAACUGUAAUUGCAUCUUAACGUAUCAGAAUGAUGGUACUUUCCUUAUAUGCUCAAAUAAGACUGAUCAAUUAAGCAAAGCACUUUUUAGGAGCCAAAUUAUGCACAUAAUAAAUACGCUUGUGCAAAAUAACUCCUGCGCUCAUUUGAUUAACUUGCUCUUUUUGGUUAAUACCGGGGUUAGCUUCGGUACUCUCUUUGGCGGAAUUAGGAACCAUCUUUAUUCCUACGCAUUUUAG